Dacryopinax primogenitus is the source of this 2469-nucleotide messenger RNA. RefSeq lists its product as uncharacterized. Bases 682 to 2391 code for a protein of 569 amino acids. The record is from RefSeq and is a predicted model, not a curated record. Lineage: Eukaryota; Fungi; Basidiomycota; Dacrymycetes; Dacrymycetales; Dacrymycetaceae. The transcript has 5 exons.
UUUAUCAACCUGACAUUACUGUCUUUUGUAUUUCUCUCCGCUGACAAGGACCGCUGCCACCCCCACAUAUCCAGCCGGGCCGUUCCGUCAUCGUGCUAGCAUUCCAGUCGGUAGUGCUCCGAACCCGCGACACGCCGUCAACAGGGUCUUACAUUCCACAUCUGGAUCACUGUCUGUCUAGGACACCUGCUCUGGAGGGGGCGAGAUCUUGCUGGCUGCACGCCUCGUAAGACCUUACCCUGCGUCAGCGUACACACCAGCACUUACUCCAACUACCACCCUCUUUACCACCCUCGGAGCUACAUCUCGGAGCUCUCCGGAAUAUCUCCAGCAUUUGAAAGUCGCCGGCAACUAGCUGGGGCAACUAGCCUCUACUGCCGGACACUCUGCUCGGCGCCCAAACAUUACCGCUGCGGAAGUCACUGCCGACAUCUGUGCCGACAACGUGCUAGCAUUACCACCUCGUACAUUACUUCUUGGCUUGGUUGAGGGUUAUUCCUAGACCCACUCGAUAUUACUCUGCCUAUUAGACCAGAUAUACCGACGCUAGUGCUCUCGCUCGAGACUCCCGAAUAUCCUCAAUAGGCAUCCGAUAGCCGACUCCAUCCGCGCGCACUCUAUUUCUCAAUCCCGACAUCAAUACUUCAAGACCGCGGCCCCCAACACACAGUCCUCUGACAUAUGGCCUGGACUCGUCUCUCCUCCCAGAAUGGAAGUGGAGGAGAAGUCUGGGAACGCCCUCUUGGCGAUAGCGAGUUUGCCUUCCAUGCGUUUUCGCACACCGGCGUAGGGGACAUGUUCCUGCACCUCUCGUUCAGUGCCCCUCCCUCCCUGCUAGACCCGGAGCGUGUGCUGCUCGCGUGGAGCACCCUCCUAUUAAGGCAUCCGCUUCUCUUAUCACGCGUGAUCAGGCACGAGGGCGACGCGCUGGCAGAGCCCUGCUUCAGUUUCGCACCGCCCAAGAACACAGACGAACUGCUGGAUGCUGCCCGCAAGCGGCUGACCUUCGAGCGCUAUACAAAAGCGGAAUUUGUCGACAGAUAUAUGAAUGGCUCGCCGCGGCCGUUGGACGAUGAUUGCAUCGCUCGGCUGGUGAUUGCGCGAUCUGGCUCAAGCACGGACGGCGAUUCACCGUUCGAUGUGGCGUCUGCAUCACCCUCAGUACCCGUAGUAGUGAGCUCGACCGUAACAGGCGAACUUGUUACCGGCUUGGUAAAUGGACAUACAAACAUAUACGAUGCGGAUAGAUCCUCGGCGAAAGCAUCGUACGAUCUCUAUUUGUGUGCGCCUCAUUUUUCGGGCGAUGCCCUCCCGCUUCAUCAGUCGGCGCACGAUUUCCUUGUGCUAUUAUCGGCACCGGGAAACGCCACCGACGUAUUGCGCUCGCUGGAAAUCGACUUGCAGGCCAUAGAAGGCAAAUGGCACGAUAGGCUUCCGCUUCCCGCGGAAGCUCUCCUUCCCUCUCCCGCUCAAGGCAGGCUUGCACGUGCUGCGGCGCAGGUGAAUUACCUCAAGUCACAGGAGCGCGAGGUGGGCGGCCAUACUCUGCCCCGGAAACAGCAUGGACCGUUGCGCACGGUCCUGCUGGAGCGCGGCUUUUCUAAGGAAGAGACAAAACGCGUGCUGCAGAUAUGCAAGAAGAGAGGCGUCAGCGCAAACCAUGCUGUCUUCGCCCUCGUCGAUGUGGCUUGGGCGAGGAUGCUGCAGAGCGGGUUCGAGUUGCCGAUAAUGAAUUACACCGCGCUCAGUCUACGACCCUACCUCACCUACCCGAACGCUGAGCUAGAGAAGCACAUGUCAUACUGGUUCGUCGCCCUGACCUACUUCAACAUCGUCCUACCCGCCUUCCUUCCGAAGAUAGUCACGUGCUCUCAACAUGAACGUCGGUCUUUCGAAAACACGUUCUGGGAACGAUGUCGUUCAGUGCGCGACCAAAUUGCGUACAUCACUCAAUCUAAAUUUCUCGUCCACCGGGCACGGAUCAUGGGUGCACAGCGCGCUGAACGUGCAGGUCGAAAGUGGAGUCCAGUCACAGGGGGUACCGCUGUUCCGGUUUCUUCGGAGAGGGCGCUGCUUCCGCCGUCACCGGACGCACUAGGGGCAAUCUCACCCCGCUAUGAGCCUGUGCCAAGCAAAGCGCUGAUGGGCAUCUCACUCAUGGGUAAUCUCGAUAAAGUCUAUCUCGCUGAUCAGUACCCGGAAAUGGAGCUACAUGAUGUGGCCACCGCCUCCCGUCUCAAAGCUGGUGGCCUUCUAUUUUUGGCGCACACUUUUGCGGGUAGGAUGUGGUUGCAUAUGGCAUAUGACGAGAAUGGAUUUGAGAAGGGUAGUAUGGAGCGCUUCUGGACGGAGGUACAGAAAGCGGCUGAGCAGGUUUUGAUCGACGGAUAGGCUUGAUAUCCGAGGGUAGCGGAAUAUCAGGACUGUGAACAACAGUAUUGUACAACCACAAUUAACAUUCCUUGUAUU